AUGAACGGAGAGAAAAGAAUAGUAGGAUGGGAUGAGUUAGCUGAACAUAGUAAUCGAACAUCACUUUGGGUUGUGAUAGAGGGAUAGGUGUUUGAUGUAACAACAUAUUUGGCCGAACAUCCAGGAGGUGAUGAUAUCUUGAUUAAAUAUGGUGGAUUGGAUGGGACUUAAAAGUUUCUAGAGGUGAACCAUUCAAAUUAUGCUCGUUCCCUCAGAAAUGCUAGAUUGGUUGGAACACUUACUUCUGAUCCCUAACCAAACGAUUACCUAAAGGCUGUGAAAUCUAAAAAACAAAAAAAUAAUUUUAAUCCAAAUCGUUAGAUUACAUGGGAGGAAUUAGGAUAGCAUAAUAAAAAGGAGGACUUAUGGAUUGUUAUAGAAGGAAAAGUGUACGAUGUGACAGAUUUCUAAGAUGAUCAUCCAGGAGGUCCAGCAAUUCUGUUGGGAAAAGCAGGAGAUGAUGCAACUGCCGCAUUCCAUGAUGCAAAUCAUUCUCAGAGUGCUUACAAGUAAUUAGAAAAAUUAUAAGUGGGUGUUAUAACAGGAGUUAAACCAAAUUUGAGUGGUAGUGGAUCAAGUACAAAUUUGAUAUUCGUAAUUCUAUUGAUAUUGGCUAUUGGAGCAGGAAUAUUUGUGAUUACAAAAUGAGGGUUUGGAUUAUCAUAAAUUAUAAAUAUAAUAUUA
Molecule: messenger RNA, 684 nt
Organism: Paramecium tetraurelia
Lineage: Eukaryota; Ciliophora; Oligohymenophorea; Peniculida; Parameciidae
Exons: 3
Cellular component (GO): intracellular membrane-bounded organelle; membrane
Molecular function (GO): heme binding
Source: RefSeq, a predicted model, not a curated record